UAUAAAGUGACAGCUAGAAUUGUUUUAUAUGAGCAAUUUCUAAUGUAAUGUCAUGGAAGAUUGUAAUUCAUUUGUGUUUAUACAUGGAUGUGAUCUUGCAACAAAUGUAUUUCAAAGAUAAGUCGGAAUACUUUCAAAAUGCAAUUGUGCAGUUAUUCUUUAAUGGAUAAUGUAGUUCGAAAAAGAACUACCUGUUGUGUGCAACAAAUCAAUACCCAAACAUGGUUAGCACUAAAGCGUGAUAUUAGAAGCAAACACCAACAAUCUACAUAAACAUAAAUAUUCUGGAGAGAUAAGAAAGUGCUGUUUAAAUAAACGGGUAAAAUACGAAGUUACAUGCAUGACAGGAAUAGGAGACGUAGGUCGCAGACGCGUUGAGUGGCGCCGUAGCGCAAACACAACUUUUUCCUGUCAUUGAGCUAACACAAUCAGUGGAGUAUAUAGAAGCAAGCUUAGAUAAGCUGAAAAGGUGGCUAGACGCUGCCCAGAGUAAAGAGGGGCUGCGUGGGCAUGCAGCAGCCUCAGUCACGCCCUCUUCUCGGGGACUCAGUAUCCUCUACAACUUCCCCGACUGCUCGGCGUAACAAUCCUGUUGCUGUUUUGACACAUCAACAAUUACAACAAUUGCAACAACUGCAGGCUCAAAAUUCGAGUGGUCAGUCUUUGACAUUUGCAUUGCAACAAACAUCAAAUAAUCCACAAGACCAAGGAAAUGGGUCAACGACUGGAAAUCACAUAGUAUAUGUAAACCAGUUAAACCAUUUAAAUCAGGGAACCAUAAAUCCCUCGGGGACUGGUAUGGGCCUACCCCCGGCCACCCCCACUUUUGGGGUGGGCCUUAAUAUGGGAUUGCCACUAUCACUUCUAAAUACCAGCCUUACAUCCCUCACAUCUAAUGUUAUCACUACAUCAAAUCCUCUGCUCAAUUUGGGCCUGCCAAGUAUAAAUACAGGACUAACUACAAUAAAUCCUAGCCUCAAUCAGUUGAAUGCUAUAAACUCCAAUUUAACCUCGAAUAUUGGUUCAAACAGUAUUAAUAAUGGUUUAUCUGGUUUGGGACAAGAUCUAAAUAAUAUAAAUACUGGAAUUAAUAGACUCAAUACGUUAAAUUCAACGAAUAUAAAUUCUGGAUUAUCAAAUGUUAAUACUGGAAUUACUAAUGUAAAUCCAAAUUUGACAAGUUUAAACUCAAAUGUAAACCAGAACCUGACCAGUUUAAGCACAAACUUUACUUCUUCAAGUUCUGGCGUAUCUGGUUUAACUGCUAUCAAUCCAAAUAUAAAUGCAAAUUUGAGUACUACCAGUAUAAAUUCUGGUGUAAAUCAAGGUCUCAAUCGACCUGUUAAUGCUUUAACAACUGGAUUGACUCAAACUAGUCUGAAUUCCAACAGUACGCAAUUUCCAUUCCAAGCCAUACAAAGUAUACAAAGUAUUGCACCACACAUUGUUGGAUCAAAUAUUGCACAUGUACCAAGUUCUGCCAUAUCGCAGCACCCAAAUUCAAACGUAUCUACUAUUUCACAAAUAUCGAAUACUGGUACCUUAACAAGUUCCAGUAUAUUCACAAGCACUUCUAGUGAACCAAUUCAUUCGACCACAGCAAAUGUGAAUCACGCCUCGAACGUGAAUCUCACUACAAAUAUUCCACAUCUUGGUACAAUGCACUCGAAUUUAUCUAAUGUACCAACAUCUAAUGUACAGCAUAUAUCUGCAUCAAAUGAGCCGAAUAUGUCACUGAGUCAUAAUUCUUCUUUAAGUUCCUCUCAAUCAACUGGAUUUCAACCUCAGCGACAGUAUUCACAGGGAAUUAAUCCUGGCUUAAGUUCGUCGGUUACAUUAACGGGCUCGUCUCAGCCAUCAAAUGUGGUCAGUACGAUAAAUACUGUAAAAUCUAUGCAAAACAUUCAGAGUCAAAAUAUUAGUUCUCCAAGCAGUCCAUUUUCAAUACCACUGAAGAGUCCAGCGUCUAAUAUUGCACCACCCACGCCAAGCCCUAGUCCUAAUAGGCUGUUACUUAGAAGUCCAGCAUCAAAUUCAAUACAAUCGAACAGAAAUAGUCCAAGUCCUGUUGGAACAUCAACCUCAAAUAAUAAUUUUAAUAUACAAAUGCAAAGUCCAAUGCAGAGUCCAAUGAGUGUUAGUCAAAUACAGAGUCCUGUACUUAGUCCAUAUCCUCCUGCAAAAAGUCCUCAUCUAUUAAGUGGAAAUAACUCUCUAAACAACAGAAGUCCAGCACCUGGUGGAAGUCCUGGUCCACCUGUGGUUAGACCUAAUACGCCAAUACUGCAACAAGGUAUGCAAGUAUUGCAAAUAAUUCAUGGUGCACCACAGGGGUAUCAAUCAACACCAACACAGUUGGUAACUAGAACGCAUCUUUUUGGAAAUCAACAAAUUCAAAUAGCAACAAGUAAACCUGCAAAACAACCGCCGCAAAUUCUACCAAAACCUCCUAAUCAACAAGCCACUGGAUCACAACAAAAGCAACAACGCGUUACUACCACGAUCACAAAUCAAGUGACUCAACAAACUCAACCGCAGUUAGUACUUGCUGGACCUCAACCAAAUCCCACAACAGCUACAAUGAUACCAACAGCACAGGGUCUCCUACUAAACCAGGUAUUGCCGUCAACUGGACCCGUUAUUGUACAACAGCAACCAGGUGGGGUUCAACUUAUUCUAAGAACGCCAGCGAGCGCCCAACAACAAACACAUACUGCACAGCUGACACAACAGCAGUUGGUACGAGUUGUCACAGCACAAGGUAUGCAGUUACAAGGUAUUACUCCUACGUUUUUUGCCGUACCUAAUGGUUUUCCUCCAGCUGCCUCACCAGUAAUUAGACAUACUCCAUCUAGCCCUGCACCUUCUGCAAAUUCAGGGUCUGGCAAUUCUAUAGUGAUUCAAAACGCAAUGGUACAAAGCCCUCAACCACAGAUUUCACAAGUAGGUUCGGGUACCAAUACUGGUAAUACUCCAUGCACGCAAACUGUCGUUGAACAAACUUUAUUACCGCCACCGAAGAAAAAAGCGAAGAAAAAGAAAAAAGCGAAACGGAAAGACGAUGAACCACCGAAAUUAGAUCUUGCUAGUAUAAUGAAAAUAUCAGGAAUUGGAGAUGAUGACGAUAUUUUUGAUACUGAUCUCACAACUGAAUCAGAUGUUUCUUGUCAAGUUCAAGUUGAACCAAGUUCAGGACAAAAUAUAGGACAACUUUCAUCUCAAGUAACUAUACCUACCAGUUCUGCUCAGAAUCUGAUACAAGUACCUGCACCAAAUACAACGAAUACACAAACUUCGGUGUCUCAGACAUUGAAUAGUCAACUUGUUGCCCAACUUCAGAUGCCUGUGCAGAAUACAAUACAGGGCCAAUUGCGAUUUGCUCUUGGAGAGGAUGGAAGAGUUGUUCUACAUCGAACUCCCGAACCAAAUCAACCCGAAAUGGAUCAAGCAACUGCUCAAGCAUUAAUACGAUCAUUGACACAAGGCGGUGGACAAAAUUCACCGAUUAUUUCUCACCUUCUUGGGCAGGCGCAAACUACAACACAGUCCACACAAAGUACCGUAUUACAAAGACAGAAAUUCGUUAAAUCGCCUUUAUCUUCAUCCAGUGUUUCAACAGUUACUACUACUGUAAGUCCUACGGGCCUUCAAAGUGUUACUUGUGCUACUAGUCCGCAACAUGUGCAAGUAUGCUCAAAAUCAAGUAAUCAGCAAAAAAGUGUAAAUGUUCCUCAAGAAUCCAAUCCUGUGUUAAACGUUUGUGUCCAAAGUAAUCUUGGAUCGUUACAAACAUUAGACAUGCAAGCAUCGAAAAAUAUUAAUGUACAAAAUCUCAUACCAGCAUCAAAAACUAUUCAAUCACCUAAUUCUAACCUUGUGCAACCAAACAGUAAUGUUUUAACGACUUCUGAUGUUAUACCAACAAAACCUUCGUGUACCACAUUUAGUGUACAGAGUUCUCGAUUGUCUAAUACAAAUCAAGCAACUAGUAAUCAACAAAAUUCUAAUGUUUCUACACAAAAAUCUAGUCAAGUGCGACUUACAAAUGCUUGUGUAACUACUAAUGUGCGACAAAAUUUAAGUAAAAUAUCACAAAGUGGUGCUCAUGUACAAAAACCUUUGUCAAAUAGUUUAACUGUACAAAAUGAACACAACUUAACAAAAAAUAAUCAGAACCUUCAGCAGGGGAGUCAGCAGGAUUCUGUAACAUUGCAACAAGAAACACCAAUGUACCAGCAUAAUCAACAUCAACAAAUAACAGCGCAGUCUGUGCAAACGCAAAACGUCCAACAUGUUUUCGAACAAAAUCUUCAAACUUCUGGAUCAAAUGUUCAACAUAAUUCUGUAAACAUGUUGCAACAACAAAGUUCUUGCAAUACUAUGCAACACGAUACCAUGAAUGUGUUACAACAUUCUAGUAUACAACAAAAUAUUAAUGUUCUACAACAAAAUGCAGCUGGUAAUGUACAAAGCAUUGAACAAAAUCUACAGUCUGGUAUUAGUGAUAUGGCUCAUGCGCAACAGAAUGUUAUCACAAGUUUGCAACAACAAAAUACAUCUGCUAUUUUGCAUAACACGAGUGUACAACAACAGAAAGUUGUUGCGGCAAACUCGUUUUCUUCUGUUAAUGCGCAUCAUUUUGAGACUCAAAAUACGGCUAACGCCAUACAGCAAGGGUUAAAUACACAACAAAAUAGUCAGCAUCAAAAUAUCGUUAUUACGAAUGCCCCUCCUUCUAACACUAUUCAACAAAGUGAAUCUCAGAAAGUAGAAACCCAAAGUACAAUGCUUAAUUCGGCAGCAAAUAAUAUGUUAAAUAAUGCACCAAAAAUUACACCAGAAAUUUUAAAUGCAUUGAGUAAUUUGAAUCCAAAUGACCAACUGUUAAUUGCAAAUGCAAAUGGACAAAUGCAAGUAAUAAGUCAACAGCUGUUGCAACAGUUUUUAGCUGGACAAUUAAAUACAACUAAUCAGGUACAGAAUCAAAACCAAACUCAAAAAAUAGUGAUUGGUGAACCAGACGCGACCAAUCAGAAUUUACAAGGUGUACAAAUUAAUACUCCAACAAGUCAAAUAAUUGUAAAUAGUUCUGGUGGUGCUCCUACUAUUCAAAAUAAUAUACAAAAUAUUGUAGUGCAAGCUGCGCCUUCUCAAAUGCCACAACACAUACAGAUUCAAAAUCCCGGUUUUCCUAGUCAAUUUAUUGACAAUCUAAAUCAACAACAAAUCAGAAACUUAGGUACUAAUCAACCAAAGAAGGCAAAAAUUGUUAAAAGGACAAAAACUGUUGUUACUACUCAAAGUACUGGAAAUGCCCAGGUAACGAAAACUGUUACGGUUUCCCGCCCAACUAUGAUAUCAACGAAUACAACCAACCUUCAGAAGGUUGAUAAUUCUAGUAAAGCAAAUGCUGUGGUAUCUCAGAGUACAAAUCCAAUUAAAAGUGAAUCUACUCAAAUUGUCACAAACGGUCCUGUACUUCCAUCUUCUCCUGGAAGUCACAUGUCAGUUCCUUCAAAUGGUCAGAUGGUUCAAAGAGUACAGACCAUUCAACUUCCCGCUCAAAAACAACAAUUACUAAAAAGUAUACAGUCUCAAAUACAAGCUAUACUAGCUCGUAAAUCGAAUUCGCAAUCGGAUCAAACUGUUUUGACAAAAUUGUAUCAAGAACAAGCAAAAAUUUUAGCAAGUGGAAAGAUUGUCAGUACUACAACACAUUCCGUUAGUAGUAACUCGGAUGCAAAUUUCAAUGUAAACGCAGUUACGACAAUAGCAUCGAAUUUAAUUUCUCAAAAUUCUUACAAAAAUCAAACGUCGGCUGUACAGACUCAAACGCAAACAUCUACAACUGUAGUAACAUCACAGAAUUUGAAUCCAAGUACGCCGACAACUGUGCAAAAUAAUACAACUAGUAGCUAUAUAAACAAUCUUACAACAUCGCAAAAUGUGCAAGGACAACAAUGUGUACAGAAUAAUCAAAAUGUGCAUCAAGCGCACACAAAACAGCACAAAAUUUAUCAGAAUCAUGGAAACCAGAUAUUGAGUCCGUCCUCUGCCAAUAUGCAAAUUUUCUCACCGCCAAUUACCUCUGUAGCCACCUUGCAGGGCAACGCACAACAACUAACUCCAGUCCAAACACAACAAACAGGAAUGCAACAAUCAACACAAUGUCAAACAGAUCCAUUAGAUAUCAAACCAAACAUACAAAUGUCAAGUUCUGUAAAACAAGAACUUCCCUCACCUAUUCAAGUACAAGUUCAAACUGGCUCUCCUGCAGGUCAGGUAGCCUCACCUAGAAUGAUUGGCAAAGGAUCACAAAGGAUUCAAAGUCCUGUAAAUACCAGUGGCAGUUCGAACAAACAGAUUGUCAGUCCUGGCAGUAACUCAAGUCCUUUAGUAAGUCCAAGACAGGGUGUUAAAAGACCUGCAUCUAGCCCAAUUUGCAGACAAAUUAAUCGUAGUGACCGAUUAGAACAACAGUUAAAAAUUGAUCAAAACGGUGCGAUAAAUCCAGAUGUUAAUACACCAUUUUUAAGCAAACGUGAUGCUUGUAAACGUCUUGUAAGAUAUCAUUGUUUAAAUGAACAAGUACUUAGUUCGAAAGAUUUGGCAAAAGCUGAUGAGAUAUUUGAAGAAACAGCAAAACAUUUGUUAACAAAAUUCAACUCUAUGAUGAACAAGUACACGUACCUUCUUCUGAUGGAGAGCAUGAGAGAAGUGAGGACAUCAGAAUUGAUGAUGAUUGAUAGAACGUUUGUCGCAGAAGAACAAAGUAUAUUAAAUAGGUUACGAGAACAAGAGGCUAAGGUUAAUGAAGAAUUUAAAAAAGAAGAGAAGCCAUUGGUGCCAAAGGUUGAACCUGGUCUUUCAGAAGAGGAUAAAUUAUCAUCACCAUUAACUAAUGUAUCUGUGAAACGUGAAUUAGAGGAUGACUUCCCAAGCGACGAAAUGGAAUGUAAACCAGUGAUUAAGUCAGCAAGUUGUACUAGUGGUGAUUAUGACGAGUGGGUAGAAAUUCAAAAAGAACUUGGUGUAUAUCCAUCUACCACAGACUCGUUUAAAUGUAAAAAUAGUAAUAAUAGUGGUAGUAAUAGUGCGUGUGCUGUGGCUGUUACAAGGUCGUCAAAAACUGAAAGAACAAGAGCGAACGGUGAAUGUCGUGCGAAUGUACCAAGUGCGAGUGUUUCUGGAGUUCAAACCACAAUUGUAAAAGACAGUUGCGAACAAGAUAAUACUCCAGUUUUCGAAAGACGUUGGAGUAGCGCUACAGAUCUCGAACGGGAUUUGUUAGAAGAUACAGACAGCCUAGAUGGACUGGCCUUACAUUCUCAAACACAAUGUCCAGGCUCUCUUCAUAUAACUAAUGAAAGUGGAAAUGGUAAUGAACAUGAUGAUAUUACCGCACAGGUACAAUCUGCUAUUGAUAGCAUUCUUAAUCUUAAAAAACGUCCUACAAAUACAUUAUCUGGCAGUAGUGGUAACAGUGCAUCACAGUCCAGUGAAUCAAAGGACACAGUGCUUGACCAAGCAGUCCGCAGCAUUUUAGGCUCGUGACCCUCCUUUAAUAAAGUAUGUUAAACAAGUGAAGUUAAUGGUGAACAUCAAGCUAGUUGUUCGUUUUGAAAAUUUUAAAAGGACUAUACAUUCUUUUUGGUGAUUUUUGUGGUUAAUGUGAAUAAUAUAAAAAAACUAUGUUUGACAUUAAGAAUGCGACAUUGUUUUUGGUAAUGCAUAUCUAAAAUCACACAGAUUGUUGCUAAAUUAUUUGUACAAAUCAUGCAGUCCCUGAUUUCAUUUAUACAUAAAUUAAAACAGACUAACUGGAUUAUGCAAUUCUACGUAUUUUUCCAAAAAUUCAUCAAAAUUUGUUUCUGCAAUGGCAAUAACUAUUCAUAAUAUAAAAACAUGUAUACUUUCCAGUAGUCUAGCUGUAAUAAAGCCAUCGCGUUUACCUAAUU
Molecule: messenger RNA, 7958 nt
Organism: Colletes gigas
Lineage: Eukaryota; Metazoa; Arthropoda; Insecta; Hymenoptera; Colletidae
Product: mucin-4-like
Exons: 15
Coding region: 511-7554 (2347 amino acids)
Biological process (GO): positive regulation of DNA-templated transcription
Cellular component (GO): SWI/SNF complex
Source: RefSeq, a predicted model, not a curated record